Molecule: messenger RNA, 1326 nt
Organism: Aphanomyces astaci
Lineage: Eukaryota; Oomycota; Saprolegniomycetes; Saprolegniales; Verrucalvaceae
Exons: 9
Coding region: 1-1326 (441 amino acids)
Source: RefSeq, a predicted model, not a curated record
AUGCGAUUCAUCGAUACAGGAGCGAACGCCGACACUGCCGACGAAGGCUCGCCGCUGAUUCAGCCUCGCCGUCCGUACAAUUACAACUCGGACUCGGGCGUGCAUUACGGCCGUCGUGACGUGGACGGAUCGUUGUCGCCCUCGACACGUCGCCAUGUGUACUACGGCGCGGGACAUUACAACGCCACGAACAACAGCUCGUCCGACGAAGAGAACGACGACGCGUUUGCUAUUGCGAUCGCCGACCCGAAGGUGGACCGCAUGCCACUCCCCCAUGCCAAGUCCUCCCGCACAGCGCUGCGUGCGUUUCUCAAGAAACCCACUCCUGAAUCAGUCAACGAGAAGGCGAACCGGUACACGCGCCGCACGCGCAUGCGCAACAUGAAGAAGUUCCGCCAAGGCAUGGGCGUCCCGAAACUUCUCCGUGUGUCGGCGUACUGCACGUGCGACUCGAUCUCGCUCUUCAAGCUCCUCAAGUGGCUCGAGCGCGUGGAAACGGGGCAGCUCCCCGGGGGCGAACUCAACCCGAACGGAUGGACGCACAAGAUGCACAUGGGCGCGAUCCAUUCCGCGUGUACGUCCGACGAGCGCGAAGAGGACUUGAUCAACGACGAGAUGCUCGCCAUCGAGCGCAAGGACGUGUUCUAUUUUGCAACGGGAUGCACGGUGUUCUGGGGACUGACGCGAGCGGAAGAGCAGGCGCAUAUUCAAGCGAUCCGCGCGUUUUCCAACGGCAGCGUCAAGCAGGUGGAAGUCGAGGACAUGGACUUCUGCUACGGCGACGCCAGCAGUGUGAUCAACGAUUCCAUCACGCUGAGCUCAUUCCGGUCAUCGGAGAAGAUUGCGAUUUCGUUUGCGAUGGCGCAAUCGUCCAAGCUGGACGUGUUUGAGCAACGUGUGGACGAAACCAUCCAGGAGACGCGCCACAUCCCGCAGACCCUCGCCGACACGGGCGAGAUCAAAAAGUACUCGCAAAAGGACAUCUCGCAGCUGAUUGGUCGGCUGUUUAUCGAGCGCAGUGACAUCAACCUGAACUCGGACAUGCUGGACGAUCCCGACUUCUUCUGGGACGACGACGAGUACCAACCUCUGUACAAGAAGAUGAUGAAGUACCUGGACGUGGACAAUCGCGUGCACAUCCUCAACACGCGGCUGGACAUUCUUCGUGAAUUGCUGGACGUGCUGAGCCAGCAACUGGCGAGACAGCACGAUACGAAGCUCGAAUGGAUUGUGAUCUGGCUGAUCGUGGCCGAGGUGGUCGUCGAGGUCUUCUGGAACAUCCUCAUCAAGGACAUCCUCGGCUUCUUUGCGCAUAAUCGCGAAUAA